Boleophthalmus pectinirostris (great blue-spotted mudskipper) is the source of this 1637-nucleotide messenger RNA. RefSeq names its product protein fantom-like. Gene Ontology annotation, biological process: non-motile cilium assembly. Gene Ontology annotation, cellular component: ciliary transition zone. The transcript is spliced from 5 exons. NCBI's taxonomy places the organism in Eukaryota, Metazoa, Chordata, Actinopteri, Gobiiformes, Gobiidae. The record is from RefSeq and is a predicted model, not a curated record. Bases 765 to 1637 code for a protein of 290 amino acids.
GUAGUGCUAUAAUGUGAUUAUAUCAAGCGGGGAGUGUCAUGUCUUUGGGAUAAAAGACAUCAUUUCAUAAGGUUCAUAUUUCAUAAGUUAAUAAGUCAGUUAAAAGUAAUAAAUAAAUAAGUUAAUUCAUUGGUAAUUAAAUACGUUUAUUUCAUGUUACCAAACUGUUAAAAAUAUUUGGGUAAGGUUGUCAGAGUGGGACAUCUUCACCAUUAAGGAUCGUUUUGUUUUUCGUGCAGAGUGAGCGCUCUUAUGUUACAUAUGAUCUUUGACGUUUUUCUCCGCACAAAUGGAGCAGUUUCACGGCAGAAGUCCGUAUAACUUUCUUGUACACGCUGAUUUUGUUUCUAACGUUUGAACCUUGGCAAAUUUUCGUCUUUUUACUAUAUUAAUGUAUCACCACAUGCAAGAGACCUCCAUAAAACAAGAAAAGUACGCCUUGUGUACGGAGCUUUCUUUAUUAGUUCGCUGGCUGUCUAGCGUCACCCAGUCACGUGUCGUGAGGACAGCACACAGGCUCUGGCAUAUACACAGAGGCACAUGGCAUCUUUCAACAAUAGAGACAAGCCAAUUAAAAUCUGCUGAUUGCUAUGGUGAAAUUUCACUAUGAAGAGGCAGGGCUUUUUGAUUUUGAACAGGUCAAGUCAAAUAUGUCUGUUUCCAUUAUUAAGUCAUUUUAGAUUAACAUAAAUACUUGUCCACUUUAUGCACAUGAUUCUUGUUUGUGCUUCAGAGAGAAUGUGACUGAGUCCCAGAGGAGCCACAUGGAGGUGCAGGAAGGAGACGCUCAGUUACUCCGAGACGAACUCAAGAAGAAAGAGGCGGAGUUUGAGGAGAGAGAGAAAGCUUACGUUUUCAAACCCAACGUGGGCGAGGAGGAGGAGACGGAGGAGUUCAGUGAGAGCCUCCAUCUUGAGCCCGGGGAGAAUGUUCUGGAGCUUCAGAUCUCCAAUGUGUCCCUGUCUCCCUCUGCUCUCCAAUCUCUAUCGGACCCAGAGCCCUACACCUUCUGGGCCUACACCCUCCACCUAUGUGACCUCCACUCCACCACUUUCGUGAGUGGCCGUUGCCCACGCUACAGCUUCACCUCUCGGUACGUGGUGCGGAUGGACCAGGCAUUUUUGGACUGUAUGAUCCAGAGCACGGUGACUGUGAAGAUGUACCAGGUUCCUGGGCUGGACCAGACGACCAGACGUCUGGCUUCGGGACAGAUCCGUCUGCAGCCUUUGACGGAGCAGGAGGGGAAAAUACAUGGGACCAUUCCUCUCAUUGGUGGAGGGCAACAGUCACAGAGCAGCAUUCAGGAGUCUGUUGAGCUGAAAAGCCCAUCCGGACUCCCUGCGGGGCACAUCCAGCUCUCUCUGAAGUGGAAGCUCUCGUACAUGCCUCCUCUAGGGUCAAAGGUUACAGUGGAGGAGCCCAAAUUCACCUCUCAACCCAGAGUGACCGAGGAGGAAAUCCAAGCUGAAACCAGCAGCCAAAUCACCAGAACUGCCAGAGUGCUGCCCCCUGCUGGUGACGAGGAGGAGGAAUCGUCUCAUUUCUCUGAAGGACAGAUCCUGGCCUCCAGCUCUCAGUCCGACGACUCAGACCAGAUCUCAGACCACAUGGAGGGUACAGUCAAAACAUGCAUAUAG